This is a messenger RNA of Pseudomyrmex gracilis, 5005 nucleotides long. RefSeq lists its product as uncharacterized. Gene Ontology annotation, cellular component: nucleus. Lineage: Eukaryota; Metazoa; Arthropoda; Insecta; Hymenoptera; Formicidae. The record is from RefSeq and is a predicted model, not a curated record. The transcript has 4 exons. Gene Ontology annotation, molecular function: exonuclease activity; nucleic acid binding. The coding region runs from base 1106 to 3013 and encodes 635 amino acids.
UUUUGUAUGUUAUAGAUUCCGCUGUUCCUACCGUUAUUUAUAAAUGUAAACUCUUUAAAACUGGUAUUGGCCACGUUCAGCAGACUAAAGCAGAUCAAAGAUCGCUUAGUGAUUCUUUAAUAUGAUUGAAUCUUGCUUUUAGAUCUUUGAUGGAUCUAAGUAUUAGAAACCAAUCAUAUUGAAGAAUCACUAAGCGCUCAAUGAUCUACUCAGUCUGCUGAACAUGAUCAUUGGGUGAUCAUUCAGACAACUCAACAGUUGAACAACGGUUGAGAGAUAAUCACUUCUGAUUGGAUCAUACUUUUAGAAUCAAAGCAGAAUUUGAAGAAUAGUCCUAUCAUAAGUGAUGAUUUCUCAACCGUUAGGUUUUUUGAACAUGAUCAUUAUUUCUAUCGCUAAUCGCUAUUUCGUCCGUUGUGCAAGGGGCUUAAGCGCGGAUCAUCCGCUGGGGUGAAGAAACGCGGUUUUCUCGUUGGGGAUAGAGUAGUAUACAUGUAACCGGCAAACCGUUCGUCGACGAUUCAUCGUCGCGUGUUUACGGGACGCGAGAUCGUCACAAAUCGGUCAGAACCUUUUCGUCGCGUGAUAAAUCGCAAAAUCUAUCAAUUCAAAUCGAUUCAAGUGCAAGCAACAGAUCGCAUCGCGAUCUCGUCGCUUACGAUUUUAGGACAAAUCUCCGAACAAACCGUCGAUUUCUGUAAAGCAAGCAUCUAUUGAAGUCGUGUUCUAUGGACGACUAUCACGUGACGAACCGGCUCUGUACAACAGUUUUGCACGUUAAUUGUCACAAAUGACGACACCGAACAAACGUUGUAAAAAUCAAUAAAAAAAAGUGCGCGCAUCGCGAGUAAUCGAGCCGCAUUUGCAAAUUUAACCGCGAAACGUGGAUUUUUUUUUAACGCACAAUUACGCGGCGUACACGCCAGAGCCGCGGUAAACAUUCGCGCGUACAUAAUUUAUUUAUACAGCACCUUCUGUGACCCUUCAGCCCCCGUCGUUGCUAUCGUAAUACCUCUUGUCUGAACAACAUUUUUGUGCGUUACAAUUUUUACAGUUUUUUUACAGUUUUACGUUGGUGCAAAGGUGUGUGCGCGCGCGCAAGUGCAUGUGUGUGUGUGUAUUUUGCAUGCGUCACGUAUCAGUUUUGAUCGCUCGAAAAAUGGAGGCCACUAUGCAAGCAAAAACCACGCGUACCAGUGCAAACGUAUCGUACAUUCUUUACACAAUGCUACUAUCCGGAGUCGUGAUGGUCGUCUUGUAUUGGAUGAUAUGCCACUUUCUCAGCCGAACAUCGCAAUCCUAUCGUGAACGUCGGAAUUCGUCGAAAAAUUCAUUGACUCAAAAGAAAACUACAUCAGAUGCAGUAUCCUCGUACCUGACCUCAAAACAUGAAAAUAACACUAAACGUAUAAAACAGAAAAAAAAACGAGAACCACAAGAAUUCAGUCAUCACUGGAAAUUGGCUACACUUAAAGGACAUACCGGCUCAAUUUACAACAUGAGUGUUUCUGGUAAUCGCAAAUACGUAGCAAGCUGUGCUGAGGGAAGUGCGCAUGAGAAUAACGACAAGUUUCCUGGGAAGCAGAGCUUCCAAAGAGAUAACAGAAUUCGUACACGCAAAAAAAGGCAGGAAUUACAUCCUACUGCUUCUAAUCUGAAUGUGUUGGUGUAUAACACUCAACGGAACGAAGACAUCGUAGACAACAGGAGAUAUCUUCCUUCAGUUAAUAUAUCAAUGCCAAUAAUAGGAUUUGUUAAUCAAGAUCACUCGGUGGCUCCAAUUCAAUUAAUUCAAAUUAAUUAUAUCUCAAAAACGAAGAAAUACUUGACUUCACAAGAAAACAACAUGAAUGUUCCAAGAGGGAGUUACGUGUCCGAACGUUCGAAAAUCCCUAACUUAACCGAUCCGGACAUUGCGAAUAUAUUGUCAAAAUAUCUACUAACAAUACAAGAAUUGUCUUCAUAUGGUUUUCCCACGAGGUUGUUGGAUCGUGUCAUAAUUAAGUAUAAACCGUAUAAGAGAACCAGCAGCUCAGCUGAGCAAUCUGAUCAAGAGCAGGAAAUAGAUGAUGCAGAGAGUUCAGACAACAAUAGCAACGAUGAGCUCGCGACGAACAACCAAAUAAAAUUAAUAAAAAGGUCCUGCUCUCGUUGUAUAAAAGACUUUUACGUGGAUCAAAAUGGCAAAUGUGUGACUGAAGAAACUUGCUACUAUCACUGGGGCAAACGCAAGUAUUAUAGUUAUAACAAGAGUGACGCUCAUUGGAGUUGUUGUAACCAGAAAAUUGAAUCGUGCACCACAGCAUGCACCACAGCAAAGCAGCACGUUUGGAUUGGCCUUGUUCCUGGAGAAAACGGACCCUAUACCGAUUUUGUGUUUACCGAUUCUUCGCAAGCGAAGGAGAAAUCAGUAACUGGUUAUGAUGGCGUGUACGCAUUAGAUUGCGAGAUGUGCUUCACACAAAACGGUCUUGAGUUGACUAGAGUGUCGGUAGUGAAUAUGAAAGGAAUACCAAUCUAUAACGAAUUUGUGAAACCGAAAUUUGAGAUUAUCGACUACAACAGCAGAUUCAGUGGAAUUGAAGAAAAAGAUUUGAAAAAUGUUAUCAAAACUCUCGAAGACGUGCAAAGAGAUUUGUUACAAUUCAUAAAUGCCAAUACAAUUUUAAUUGGUCACGGCCUCGAGAGCGAUCUCAGAGUGUUACGCUUAUAUCACAACAGAAUCAUAGAUACGAGUUUACUAUUUACAAAAGAUUCCGGGCAUCGCAAAAGUCUUCAAGGUUUGUCUUCCACGUUGCUCAACAGAAAAAUACAAGAUUCGACGCACGACUCGUUGGAAGAUUCAUGUGCCGCCAUGGACUUGGUGAUGAAAAAGCUGAAUGAGGACUUAGCGAACCGCGGAAAUUCAAUACAUCUUAGCUCAAGAGAACGCGAGAGACUUCGGGAAUACGAAGAAGGUGAACGGGUCAGAAGAGAUUUUCAAGAAAUCGUUACGAUGCGUUGUGAAAACUAAAAAACGUGCGUAACAAUUUUAUACAUAAGAAAUUUAUAUUGACAACGCAUAAUUUUAUUCUUAAUGGGUUUUCUUACUACCGGUUAGAAACUGUGAUAUAGAUGUUACACAUAUAAUACUAUAUAGUGCAUUGCGUUUCCUCAUCUUGCGUUUUGUUUAAACCCGCGUUUGCACCACCGUUGAAGGACUGCGAUUGCUACGGGCUCAACGUUCUCAUAUACAUAAUAAAUAUAUACAUAACGCGCACACAUGACAAACAUCAUGGAGAUCUAGAUUCUAGGUAACUGACAAAACGUUUAUCGACAAUUUCGAAUUUAUUUUUUAUACCUAUAUAUAUAUACUUUGUUUCUUUUUCAUACUCAUUCUUUCUUACUUUUAUAUACUACUCUACUGCUUCACUACUUCUUUCUACUAUUUCUUUACUAUAUCGAAAUGUCAUUUUUGAAUUGUCAGUUUUAUCUUCGAACGACGAAACUGUCUUAUCUGAUCGAACUAUGUAAUUUUUCGAACGAUUGAUUUUUAUGUUCGACUUAGUAUCGAAAUCUACCCUCUUUGGUGUGCACGAUUUUUUGUACAUUUAUUUUAAGUAUGUUUUUACAUUUGUAUAUGCACGUAAAUCAAUAACGUUAUAAAUUUUACAUGUAUUUAAAAAUAAUCAAUUAUCAAAUCGUCGCAAUUUUUAUGGAUCGCAAUUUUGUACUUGCAAACUAUAUGUGUACGUUGAAGUCUAUAUACGUGUUCCACGGUUUUUAAUACAUACAAUUUAAUAAUUUUGACAUAUUCUCGUUGUUAAUUGAUAACAAUCAUUUUUUUUUUUUUUUUUUAUCCAUUUAUGUCUUCCCACAUGUCCUAUCAUGCGUAUUUCAUUAAAUAUCGCAAAGAAGACGCUUGGCGUUAUUGAUGUUGGUAAGUGUCUCUUCUUUUUUUUUUUUUUUUUUUUCUUCUUCUGUUGUUUCCUCCCCCAUCGAGAUAAAGUCUGCAUUUAAAUUCCGCUUGAAACAAAAUGACGCUGCAGAUAUUUUUCCUAAACGAUGCUUAAUGGCUUGUACCAGUUAUAUUCACAUCGAUUGCACGGCAAGAUAUUUUCACAUAAUUGUCAAUUCAAUUUCAAGCGUAAUGUAUAAUAAGAUCAAAGCGUGAUCUUGCGUGUUACUUUGGUAAUUGAUAUCAAAAAUUUUUCAACCAAAAAUCAGAAAUUUAGCAAUUACGUAUAUUACACGCAGAAAAUGAGCAAGAAAUUAAUAAUCGAAAAAACUAAAUUGACGCAUAAAUUUUUUGUGUUAUAAAAUUUAGAAAAAAAAAAAAAACAAAAAAAAAACAAAAAAAACAAAAAAAAACAAAAACAUAUCCUCUCUUAAUGCAUAAAGAUGUGCUAUUUUAUUAUGUAUUUUUGAAGUAAUUGUGUGUGAUUGAUAAGAUUAUAUUCUUUAUAUUAUAAUAACAACAUACAAGAGUAUGUAGCGAACAUUUCACGGACCACGUGUCUUUAGACGGAUCAUGUUUCUCGUAAUGUGUUUUACACGUGUUUUAAAAUGAUUUUUUGACGCAACACAUGUACACACGAAAUCACAUAGCGAUUUAUGAUAAAUAAUUCGUGCUUAUUACGUAGGAACAUACGUAUUGAUAAUCUAUUGUUUAUUAUUACAACAUUGACAUAUCCCAUUGCUUGCUUGAUGGCAAUUACAUGCGAUUAAUCCUAUUUUAUUCAGUGAUUAUGUAACAUCAGAGUUUCCUACUUUGAUCAUAACGCGCGAUACUUAGUAUAUAUUAGUGAAUAUUUAUUAUUUUAAGUCAAUAGUACACGUUUGUAAAUAUUUACUCUUUUAAGAGAACCCCGCAAAAACUGAACAAUUUUUAUAAAAUAGUAUUGUAAAAUCUAUUUUUCUAUUUACACAUAUAUUUGUACAUUUGUACUAUGCGUAGCAGAAAAGAUUGCUCGAGCAUUGAAAAAAAAAAAGAGAAAAUAGAAAAUAGAAAAUAGAAAAGAGAAAA